UCAAGUCGCGCGGAUCCUCAGAGCACAACGAACUUUUCCUCUCUCGCGUGUAAACGGAUCCUCCGAGCGCACAAAGCGGCCACAGCAGCGACAACGACACAAACUCCAUUGAUAAAGUUGGCGUGUUGAUCAGCGUCUGAUAUGCCGCAGCUGAACGGUGGAGGGGGGGAUGAUCUCGGGGCGAAUGAUGAGAUGAUCGCAUUUAAAGAUGAAGGGGAUCACGACGAGAAGAUCCGCGAAAGCUCGUUCACGGAGAGCGACCUGGCUGAUCUCAAAUCAUCUCUGGUCAACGAGUCGGAGAUCAGCCAGAACUCACACUCUGCCGUGAUCAGGAGAGGUCAGCAGGAGGAUCAGAGACUUUACACUGAUAAACGAGAACAUCUGGACGACGUGCCAAAACAUCAAGAUGGAGGAAUGUACAAAACUCCGUAUUCUGGAUACCCGUUUCUGAUGUUGCCUGAACCAUAUCUACCAAAUGGGCCCGUCUCACCAUCUUCCAACAAAGUGUCGGUGGUCCAGCAGGGGAUGCAUCCGUUAACGCCGCUACUGCCGUACGAUCACUUCAACCCUGGCCCUACACACAUUCCCACAGAUGUCAGCCAGAAGCCAGGUGUUCACAGACAUCAGUCUCAAGACAUUUCCAGUUUCUACUCGCUGUCUCAAGGCCAGAUCCCCCCAUCCAUGAACUGGCCCAAUCAGCAUGUGUACCCUCUGCCCUCCUGUGGCUUCAGACAGUCCUUCUCCUCCAGUCUACAGAACAGCUCGUCUUACUCCAGGUUCUCUCAUUCUCUGAUGCUUCAGUCCGGCAUGCACCCCACAGGCAUCCCACACCCCGCCAUUGUGCCUUCUUCAGGCAAACAUGACCACGACCAUUUUGAAAGGAGCAUUUAUUCGAAACCUCAUCCAGAGGCGAAGCGAGAGAAAGAGCCCAAAAAGCCGGUGAUCAAGAAACCUCUGAACGCGUUUAUGCUGUACAUGAAGGAGAUGAGAGCUAAAGUGAUUGCUGAAUGCACACUGAAGGAGAGCGCCGCCAUCAAUCAGAUCCUGGGACGACGGUGGCACGCUCUGACCCGUGAGGAACAGGCUAAGUACUAUGAACUGGCGCGGAAAGAGCGACAGCUUCACAUGCAGCUUUACCCCAGCUGGUCCGCACGCGACAACUACGGCAAGAAGAAGAGAAGGAAACGAGAUAAACAGCAAGACUCCAGCAUAGGAGGAAAAAGAAGUGCAUUCGCUACCUUCAAAGAGGACGCUGCGCCAGCCCCCAUUCUUCCGAUGGAAGUGCUAUAGACUCCCCCCCAUCACCUGUCUAUCACCCGCCAAACCCCGCCUCUCCCAAGCGAUGCUCCGCCUCUUCCCCACCUCCCCUGUCAGCAGUCCCCGCCCAUACAGCAGCAAUCGCCCCGCCCGCCCACCCAGACUGUCGCUCGACUUCAG
Molecule: messenger RNA, 1437 nt
Organism: Xyrauchen texanus (razorback sucker)
Lineage: Eukaryota; Metazoa; Chordata; Actinopteri; Cypriniformes; Catostomidae
Product: transcription factor 7-like 2
Exons: 11
Coding region: 142-1290 (382 amino acids)
Biological process (GO): regulation of transcription by RNA polymerase II; canonical Wnt signaling pathway
Cellular component (GO): beta-catenin-TCF complex
Molecular function (GO): DNA-binding transcription factor activity, RNA polymerase II-specific; RNA polymerase II cis-regulatory region sequence-specific DNA binding
Source: RefSeq, a predicted model, not a curated record